AAUCGGAUUAAAUGGCUUCCAGAGAAAAAAAUUGACUUCUCUUUCUAAAGUUUUUGCAAAACGUUUUGCAAAAACAUAACGACACCUACAGUAAAGCUCUUGAAGUAAGCACAUUUAUUGUUAUGGCGCGUUUUUGCUUGUUGAAUUUUAAUAGCUUGUUUUGAACCCCUUAAGUCCGCAUUUUAUCAGAUAAGAUCAUUUAUGGAGCAGCUCAGCGGCGCACCUGAUUGCAAGGCACAUUAUUUAAAUGUUAAUUAUGUAUAAUUAGUACAGACACCGUGCAUGUAAUCAUUUUACGUAAUAAUGAGGCAUCGCUUGAAUUGGUUUUAACUUCAACUUUAACCUCAAUGUUCAUUCAAUGUUAAUUUACUGUCUGGGUUCUGCAGUCUCGAGAACGGCAGACUGGGUUGCCAGGUUGUAAAGAUUCUUAAGGGUAAAUAUAAAUGUAGGUAAUGGUUGUUGACGUCACAAACGUGCGUAUUUAUUAUUGCACCCAUUUAUUCAUCAUAUGUGAAGGUUGCUGCUCCAGCAGGUUCACUGGAGGACUCGUCUUGGUGUGGUCAAAAGCUGAUGCAGCCAAGCUAGGUCUUAUUAACCCACUCGAUGUAUUUAAUUACUUAUUGCUAACGAGGAAACUGGCCAUCAUUCAUUUUUUUACGUGGCACAAGCGCUUCUCGCCUCCGUCCAUUUAAUCCGAUUACCUGUUUUAUUCGGACUGUUGCUGCACUUGUCGACCUGGCUGCUCCUCUGGGAUGUAAACACAGGCGAAGCCGCCACGGAAAUCUUUACCGCUCACAGCCCAUUAGACUUUUAUGAGUAAUCGACAAGAUGUAAAGCGAUUAUAUGACUCAUAGGCUUAUGUAAGCAACCAUAAAUGAUCCCUUUAGGCCAACCGGGGCGAGAAUGGCCAUAUAUAAGGCACAGGCCCUUUGAAUGAAUGCUCCACUGUGCGAAGCGUGAUCAGCAGUUCCCCGUCUCUCCGCCUCUUUUACGGCUGCGUUGGAAGCUCUGAUGUUGUUAUUUACGCCGGAUGAACCGCCACCAUUUACUUUAUAUAUGCCACCAGCCUUUGAUCUGUAGCUACUUGGCUUCCGCGCGUGGAUUCCGGGUGAAUCCCCUCGUCUGAUGACGCCGCCACAUCCCCGACAAACGCGGAGAACUGUAGCUAAUUCUGGUCUCUAUAACAAGCGGCAGCUGCUUCAUCCUCGGGACACGCGCGUCUCCUCGUCCCGACUGGCGCUCGAAGGAGAGUCCGCACUGCGCAAAAAACGCAAACGACCCGGGAUCGAGUAAACCUGCGACAACAUGUCAAAAGACUUUAUGGAUGAAUACGAACCUCUGCUCAAAAAAGAAAUCAAAACUAGAAAAUGGCCAAAGCUUCCAAACAAAUCUCUUCUCCUCGCCGCCUGCGCCGCCUGCAUAGGAGGAACCUUCCAGUAUGGAUAUAAUAUAUCCGUCAUCAACGCGCCCACAGUGUAUGUUCAGAAUUUCCUCAACCAGACCUGGAGAGAACGUUACCAAACCGACGUGUCUCCUGAUUUCAUCACCCUCCUGUGGUCCAUCAUAGUGUCUAUGUUCACCUUAGGAGGAUUCAUAGGAGUCACAAUUGGUGGGACAUUGUCAGUAAAGCUGGGGAGGAAAGGGACAUUGUUGACCAACAACAUAUUUGCAUUGCUGGCGGCUCUGCUGAUGGGCCUGAGUUACCCCACGGGCUGGUUUGAGUUGCUCAUCGUUGGACGUCUCCUCACUGGGAUAAAUGCAGGCAUAGCCAUUUGUGUGCAGCCUCUAUAUUUGGGGGAAAUCGCUCCGACGGCGUUCCGCGGUGCAAUGGGGAUGGGGACUUCCAUUUUCAUCACUGGAGGGAUCUUGACUGGACAAGUUGUCGGCCUCAAGGAGCUCCUGGGCAGAGAGGAGUACUGGCCCAUCCUGCUCUCCACCACGUGCAUCCCAGCCAUCCUGCAGCUCCUCAUCCUGCCCUGGUUCCCCGAGAGCCCGCGUUAUCUGCUCAUUGACAAGGGAGACAGCGAGGGCUGCAAGAAAGCCCUGAAGCAGCUGCACGGCGUUGCUGACUGCGACGGCGAACGGGAGGACAUUGAGAAGGAGAAGAACAACCUAGUGGGAGUCCAGGCCAGGAAGCCGUGGCAGCUCCUGUCUGACGGCAGCGUGCGAGGGCAGCUGAUCACCAUCAUACUCCUGAACGCAGCGCAGCAGCUGAACGGCAUCAAUGCUAUUUACUUCUACGCCGACUAUGUUUUCAAGCAGUCUGGUAUCCCCGUUGAUAAAAUACCAUAUGUGACUGUCGGCACCGGUGCCUGUGAAUGCAUCACAGCUUUAACCUGCGGCAUGCUCAUCGAAUGUCUGGGAAGGAAAGUGCUCAUCACAGGAGGAUACACGCUGAUGAGCAUCUGCUGCGUUUUGUUCACAAUCACACUCAGUUACCAGAACGCCAGCCCCGUUGUCCCGUACUUGAGCAUGGCCUGUGUUUUUGCCUUCAUCCUGAGCUUUGGCUUGGGACCAGGCGGCGUGACCAACAUCUUGACCACUGAGCUGUUCACGCAGACCUCGCGCCCGGCGGCCUACAUGAUUGCCGGCUCAGUGAACUGGUUCAGCUUCUUCUUCAUCGGCCUGCUGUUUCCUUUCAUCGUGAUCGGGCUGCAGCAGUACUGCUUCCUGGUGUUCCUGGUCAUCUGCUCCUUAGUGGUGGUUUACAUUUGCCUUGUGGUCCCUGAAACCAAGAACAAGACCUUCCUGGAAAUCCAAAACGAGUUCCAGUCGUCCAACGGCAGCAAGGUCAGCAGCACCGAUGGAGCCGGGACGACGCUCCUGUCGACAACCUCCAUAUGAAAUGUCAGCUGUUUUACAUCACGACUCACAAAAUGGCACAAAUCUUUUAUGUGCACAGCAGAACAGGACCUGUAGAUCACUGCAACAAUGUAGCAUUAUCAUGCUUUCCGCAUAGUCAUUAGUGCAUCACCUCACAAACGCACACAUGAAUGGAACUGAUCCUAAGAAGGAAUAUUUUGGUUUGUAAAUCUUUUAUAAAUGCUCUUUUACUGAUGUUUUUGAAUAAAGGUCAAUUCAUAAAUGA
Molecule: messenger RNA, 3088 nt
Organism: Betta splendens (Siamese fighting fish)
Lineage: Eukaryota; Metazoa; Chordata; Actinopteri; Anabantiformes; Osphronemidae
Gene: slc2a11b
Product: solute carrier family 2 member 11b
Exons: 12
Coding region: 1306-2844 (512 amino acids)
Biological process (GO): monosaccharide transmembrane transport
Cellular component (GO): membrane
Molecular function (GO): hexose transmembrane transporter activity
Source: RefSeq, a predicted model, not a curated record